Molecule: messenger RNA, 3048 nt
Organism: Micropterus dolomieu (smallmouth bass)
Lineage: Eukaryota; Metazoa; Chordata; Actinopteri; Centrarchiformes; Centrarchidae
Product: nuclear GTPase SLIP-GC-like
Exons: 10
Coding region: 44-1102 (352 amino acids)
Molecular function (GO): GTPase activity
Source: RefSeq, a predicted model, not a curated record
CGUGCAUUGAAGAGGAACAGAUUGCUGUUUUUGGUUGUUCGUCAUGGAUGAUUUUGUUCGGAUAAAAUUAGCUGAAUGGGGUCUAAGCAUGUGGAUUGAAAGAUUUGAAGAUGAAGGGAUUGACGAGGAAAGUCUUUACUGUCUUUGUGAUCAAGAAAUUGAUAAACUGAUCCCAAAGUUGGGACCAAGGGCAAAAUUCAAGAAAAGAAUGAAGUUGUUAAAGAAAGAACAAAACACAGCAAAUCAGGCAACAAUUGAUUCUUCUGCUCAAUGUAACCAGGCAGAAGAAGAAGCAGCUGAUUCUGCUCAGGUUCGGCAAUCCACCAGUGACACAAGUAAUAAAGGUAAGAGAAAGUUAGAUCCUCAGGGCGAGUCCAGCAAAGGGCAAUCAACACCUAGUAAACGACGAAGUGUGACAAAACAUGGAUCAUUCUCAGAAAAUAUCAUACUGUCUGAAGUGAAAAACAUCAUGAGAUGUGUCAAUGAUAAAAUACCUAACCAUGGCAACACAAAGCUCAACAACUUCCUGAAGGAUAAAAUCAGUGAUUUAGAGAUAGACAAGAGGGAGGUGGUUGGUGUCUUUGGUAAAUCUGGGGCUGGAAAGAGCACUUUGAUAAACGCCAUCAUCGGAGAGGAGAAUCUCUUGCCCUCUGGAAAUGUGAAGGCAUGUACCGCAGUCAUUAUUAAAGUGGAUGCUACCAAGCUGAACUCAAAGUAUGAGGCAGAAAUUGAGUUCAUUACAAAAGAGGAGUGGAAAGAUGAGUUGUGGUCCUUGUAUAAUUUCCUUGGCGAAAAUUCAGAUCGAACAGAGAAAGAUGACGAUUAUAGUGACUUAGUUGAAAAGCUGUCAGCGCUGUAUGGAGAAGAAUGGAAAGACAAAUCCCCUGAAAAACUCUUGGAUCACAAAUAUUUGAGAGAAAUUCCAGAAUUUCUCCGUUCCGAAAAGAAGAUUUUGACAUGUGUAUCGGUGAGUAAGAGAAAAAAUUCUUCUUCAACAAAGAGUGGACUUGAUCUAUCUGUUCUCAAUAACUACAACCCCAUAUUAAAUGCACCCUUCAUAGGAAAAUCACUGAGAACAUUGUCAUUUUUGGGAUGUCUCUGAUCAGAAACCUGCAACAGCCAGUUAGAGCAAACUGACCAGGAAGUGUCACCAAUGUGUAGUGUAUUUGCUUGCACUAUAAAAUGUAUAAACCAUGCUGAUUUCCUCUUAUCAGUCAUGAGUUUAAUGGUUCAUACAUUCUUAUUUUUUCUUUUUCUGUCAAAAACAUACCACACACGAGUACAACUUGCUAAUGACGACCGUCUGCCUCCGUGUUUGUUUAUGCCCGUAUGUUAUGUCCCAUAUGUUUACAGAAGUUUCUGUGAGAUCCCGAAUCCCAGGAAUACCCACUCUGAAAUCACAUAAAUGCCAAGUGGUGGUCCUGCUGCAUCUAGACUGAAUCUUCGUGUGUGAAUUCUUAAGAUAAAAUAGUUAUUUAUGUCAUUAAGUCUGAGAUAUCCCAUGCAUAAAAAAUCGGUUAAGAUUUAAAAAUCCUCUAGUGUGCACCAGGCCUGAGUGUUUCGUAUUGCUAGCAAGGAUGUGGCUAAAGUUACUGUGUUGAUUUGCCUGGGCUUUUCCACCGGAUGGUACUAGCUCAACUCAGCUCGACUCCACUUGCCUUUUUUGGUUUUCCAUUGGGCAAUUCUAGUACUUGGUACCUAGCAGCUGGUAAUUUUUUUGUUGAGGUUCCAAAUAAACCGAGGCAGUACCAAAAGGUGAUGUGAAAACACUACAGACAACUGUUAAGUCCUGCGGUCUGUUUACAGUUGGGCUGUUGCUGCAGCUCAGUUUGUUGUUAGUUUAGAAUUUCUUCUGCGUUCCCUAUGUCGCCUCUUUUCCAAAGAUGGAAAAACGGACAAGUCAUUUUCACAGCAGUUGACAAAAUAACCUCACCCUCAGCCAUUAAGGUGCGUUCCCACCGAAAGUGAAUCCAGCGUUUUGGACGGCUUGAUUACAUACAAAAUCAAUGCAAAGACGCGAAUUCGCAGGAAUUCGCUCCGGGUGGCGCGAAUGAGGCGUUUGUCGCUCAAUUUGAAAAUUUUCUACUUGGACGAGAAAUUCGCUUGACACAAUGUUGCGAAAGCCUAUCAGCGGUGAGAUUGUCCUAACGUCACCGGCGGCUUUGGAGCGUUGUUUGGAGAGGACAAGGUGAAUGGUGUAAUGACAAUCCACUGGCCGACGGGGAGCUGCUAAAGAACGAGGAAGUGGACGGGGAGUAGCGCUGCUUAAUCAGUGACUUCAAUUCAAGUAAUCAUCAUCAUUGUCACUAUGGCAUGGCACACACCCUAUCCAAGAGCGUCAUUUUGUGUUUGUAGGGACAUUUCAGGGUUCAGAUUAGGGGUGUGAUGAAACACUCAGCACAUAAGAUGUAACAUUGCAAGAAAAUUGUGAGGCACUGACCUGGUGUUAGUAAGCAUCAUGAGGAAUGUUCAUCAUUACCUUCUCAAAAGUGCAGGUUGGGCUCGUCACUUGUGCAUUGAUGUUGAUAAUUGCGUGGCGUUUUGGUUGUUUGCCCCGCGGCAGUGGGGUGCUGGGCAGGGGGGGAGCACUGGUCUCUGUUGUGUGCGUGCUGCAGUCAGUCCGGGCGCUGCUCUUCCGCGGGUUCCGCCUUUUGCGUAUCUUUCGGCAUUGGAUGGUCGGUUUUUUGGGCGUCUGUUGGUUGGGUUGGGGUCUUGCGCGUUAAAAAAAAAAUGUUUAGCUUAGAUAAUGGAAAAUGAAACUGAUAUCUCCUGAAUACACAGUGAAAGACCUUCUCACAGUGAGAGAGAUCACAGCCAGAUGGCACUACGUUUCCAUGCGGCUUCUGCCUGAAGUCUGUCCUCUAGUGGUUUAAACAGAAACUUUCACACAGCAGAGGGGGCUGAUGAAUGUACUCAUAAACCUUAUCACUAAAGAAGUAACAUUACUGCUCUGCUCACUUGAAAGACCUCUCUUCCUAUUCUGUCACUGCUGCCACCAGUGGAAGGAUACAGACCUGAAUGUCUUUUCCUUUGGGAACACCAUACACA